AACACUUAUUACUUAUACACGGUAGAAGCUCACCGCUGCUCUUACAGUAGGACAGAUGCGGAUCUGUAUCAUGUUUAUGUUUUCUCCUUUAUUCCUGCUGUGAGGAGCGCUUUGAAAGUGCGUUCCAACGAUGAAUAACUGACCUCACCUUUUCUCUCGGAUUUCGCGUCCCAUCUCUCUCCCACACAGCAUUAAUAGGCCAGUUAUCCUCCUGACCCAGUGAGAGACAACACUCUGAGCUUUAAGAAAUAUUUGGUCAAGAUUUGGACAGAAUGGGCUACGCACACUGCUGUACCGUGCUCGUUAUAGUAUUCCUUGCGCUACAGCAAUCUACUGGAUUUUGGCUCUUCGAUGUGGUCUUCCCACCAAGUGCCAAACUUCAAAACAAAGUGGCAAACAAUAGCACUCCGCCGGUUCUUAUAGUGCCAGGGAACCUAGGAAACCAACUUGAGGCCAAGAUUGACAAGCCAUGCCUUGUGCAUUGGAUGUGCUACAAAAAGACUGAUGACUUUUUCACACUCUGGAUUGACCUAAAUAUGUUCAUGCCAAUUGGGAUUGACUGUUGGAUUGAUAAUAUAAGAAUUGUAUACAAUAGGACAACUGGCAAGACCUCGAAUUCUGCAGGAGUGACAGUGAGAGUGCCUGGUUUUGGACAGACAUAUAGUGUUGAGUUCUUGGACACCAACAAGCUGGCAGGUUAUUUUCAUACUAUGGUUACGCAUUUGGUCAACAUGGGAUAUGUCCGCAAUGAGACCAUCCGAGCAGCACCAUACGACUGGAGGAUAGCUCCAAAUGAGCAAGAUGAAUACUUUGCACGACUGAAGAAGCUGGUUGAGGAUAUGUAUGAGGAGUAUCAACAACCAAUUUACCUCCUGGGACACAGCAUGGGAAGCAAUUAUGUCCUCUAUUUCUUAUAUCAGCAGACCCAGGCUUGGAAAGACCAGUACAUCAAAGGCUUCAUUUCACUCGGUGCACCCUGGGGUGGAGCAGUCAAGCCCCUUCGAGUGCUAGCGUCAGGUGAAAAUGAUGGCAUCCCAAUGGUGUCUAACAUCAAGAUCCGGGAGGAGCAACGGAUGACCACCACAAACCCCUGGAUGCUUCCAUUUGAAGAGGCAUGGCCUGCAGACCACGCCUUCAUCUCCACACCCUCAUUCAACUAUACCCACCAGGACUACCAGCGCUUCUUCAAAGAUAUUGAUUUUGAGGAUGGCUGGUUCAUGUGGGAAGACACCAGAAACCUGACCGCAGGUCUGCCCCCUCCUGAUGUUGAGAUAUACUGCUUCUAUGGUGUGGGGCUGCCUACACCAGUUACCUAUAUUUAUGAUGACCAGUUCCCAAAUGUAGACCCUAUAGACUAUGUGUAUGCAGAUGGGGAUGAUACAGUGGACAGUCUUAGCAUGGGUCUAUGUAAGCGCUGGAUAGGGAAGCAAGCACAACCUGUCCAUGUCAAGGAGUUCAGGGCCAUGCCCCACUUGGAAAUAGUAUUCAAUAGCAAGGUGCUCAACGUGGUCCAGAGUAUCCUGGAAGGAAGAUAUGAGGAAGAGGAUUAUGAAUUCCAUGAGACUGAUGUACUUCCUGCUGACCCCCCUGUCAUGCAAGACCAGCCCCUGCCGGAUCAGCCUCCCAAAUCUACACUGUAAAAUGUUGGGGAGAUGGUGCACGGGAUGGCCCUCCCACCUACACUGUACAGUACCAUUACAAACAACAAACUAUCUUAAAUCUCCUUAAUAGUAGAGAAAGACAUACACCUUUAGUGUGGUGUACUAGAGUCGACUGCAAUAGAGUUCCUAUAUCAUGUGUAUAUAAAUUACCUUUUUUAA
Molecule: messenger RNA, 1820 nt
Organism: Coregonus clupeaformis (lake whitefish)
Lineage: Eukaryota; Metazoa; Chordata; Actinopteri; Salmoniformes; Salmonidae
Product: phosphatidylcholine-sterol acyltransferase-like
Exons: 6
Coding region: 273-1640 (455 amino acids)
Biological process (GO): lipid metabolic process
Molecular function (GO): phosphatidylcholine-sterol O-acyltransferase activity
Source: RefSeq, a predicted model, not a curated record